CUCACAGUUAGGCGCUUUAUCAAGGCACACAGUGCUGUACAUCAUCACAUACACUGUGUUACAUGUACACAGCUUAACUUCUUUUAUCUCUGAGAGCCGUCUGCUAAAAAAAAAAACCAAAGAUGGGGAAAAUUAACGGAUGCCUCAAAUGCGUCUUUAUAUUCUUCAAUGUGGUGUAUGCAAUCCUCGGAUGUCUGCUGAUCUUCGCAGCAGUGAAGUCGGCCGUGAUCAACGACCAGAUUUCUGCGGUUGGUGGACCAAGCACAGCCUGGCUUUGGGUGUUUGCCAUCGGCAUCUUCGGCAUCUCCUGCUUCGGAAUCUUUGCAGCCUGCUCUGAGAAAGGCCUUGCCCUCAAAAUAUUUGCAGGUUUCAUGGUGGCUGGAAUGAUCAUCAUGCUGAUCUUUGGCAUCAUUGUCGCUGUCGUAAGGAACAAGGUCAAAGAUGCCUUCACCAACACCCUGUCUGACUCGAUAGAUCCCUACAUGAAGGAGGAGAGCUUCAGAACAUUAAUUGAUGGGUUGCAGGAAUCUGCCCAGUGCUGUGGAGUGGUGAGCACCAAUGACUGGGGUAAUGACAUCCCUCAGUCCUGUAAGUGCCCUUCUGGACAACCAUCACUAUUUGGACCAUCUGGAUGUAAAUCCAGACCUCAGGGAACCACUGGCCCAGAUCAAGUCUUUAAUAAGACCUGCGGUGACGUCAUCUUUGGGUUCUUAAACAUAGCCUUCCAGAUCUCCAUGGGUUUUUUCUUUGGAUUUGCUGUCACUGCACUGCUGGGCCUGUUGGUCUCCCUCCUGAUGAUCCAUCAGAUCAACCGUCAUGACAACGCAGGAGGAUCGUCCAUUGCCAUGAAGGGCUACUAAAGGGAACCCUCCUCCUGACCCCUGACCUUUAACCUCUGCACUGUAACAGGAGGACUCAGUGGUCAACACGACCUCUUCUUCUUCUUCUUUUUUUUUUUUUACAAUAUUUGUGCCUUUUAAGAGAGCGACAGGGAAAGCAGGAAACACAGGGAUGAUGCUGCACGAGAGUUUCAUUUGGGAGCAAAAGUCUUCCAGCUUUAUAUUGUAGAAAAUAUAUGCAAACAUUUAUUUUUUUGUGAAUCAUUAUAUCUCCUUUGUGUUCUUUGAUGGUAUGCAUGUACAUUAGUCUUAUGUAACAGAGACAUAUUGUACAAAUUAAGCUGUCUCUAUGCGCAGCCUUCACCACAUCCAACUACAGCUCUAUUAACCCGGGGAGGACUGAGAUCAGAGUUAUUAUCGGUGAUUUAAAAUGCAACAGUAUAAGAGAACCCUCUUGUUUUCCAAGGAUGAUGCUUUUUGAUUAAUAAUUUGAUGCAAUCUGAUACAGUUCUUAACAUUUGUUUAAUGUAGACCUUUAUUUCUAAGUAUUUCGCAUCGCUAAAUCUUUACAUCCCUAUCAUUCAUGCAUUUGUGCCCCAUAUAAAUUGAUUAUAUCAGUUUUAUGUGUGUCCAGCACACAAAGGUUCAGGAUUUAAGCCUAGCUUUAAUUGCUAAUGUUACUAUUCCUUUAAUCCAAUAAGAAUAUGCACUGACAAUACGUUUUUCUUUACAUGGAUUGGGGGAAAAAAAGCUGCAGAUUUGACUGCUCUUAGUAUUUCUGGAUGAUGAAUACUAAGAUUAAUUCUAAUCUGGGUAUAAUUUCUGAAGGAAUUAGCAGCAUAAAAAUUGGGAAGAAGACUAUUUCCGAACCUCCUCGGGUUAAAAUGUGUCAGAGCACUUGAGCUGUCUCUUGUUGGUGUGUGCUUGUAAAAGAAAAUUUGCAACAACAAACUAGCAUAUUUCCUAAAGAUAUGUGCAUGUCUUAUGUAAAGCACUUCAGUCUCAACACAGCACUUCUGGGUGCAUGAAUGUUGAAUUGCCUUAACAGCAGGUAACGUUUGGGGAAAGUUGGGAAAUCCCCCCAGCAACACUUGCAGCACUGAGAACAAAAAAAACCAGCAGUUCAGGGUUACAAGUGUUAAGAUCUCCGACGGACAAUGAACAUCUCACCAUUAAAUAAAGAGUGACAACAAUUUAAAUGGAGACAAAUACUGUGACAGGAACUGUUUUAAUGUCAUAUCUGUGCUCCUAUAAUUUCAGAUUAAACUCUUGACUGAAA
This is a messenger RNA of Dicentrarchus labrax (European seabass), 2118 nucleotides long. Its product is annotated as tetraspanin-7. Bases 123 to 860 code for a protein of 245 amino acids. Gene Ontology annotation, cellular component: membrane. NCBI's taxonomy places the organism in Eukaryota, Metazoa, Chordata, Actinopteri, Moronidae. The transcript is spliced from 9 exons. The record is from RefSeq and is a predicted model, not a curated record.